Mercurialis annua (annual mercury) is the source of this 891-nucleotide messenger RNA. Its product is annotated as glycolipid transfer protein 1. The coding region runs from base 151 to 765 and encodes 204 amino acids. Gene Ontology annotation, biological process: intermembrane lipid transfer; ceramide transport. NCBI's taxonomy places the organism in Eukaryota, Viridiplantae, Streptophyta, Magnoliopsida, Malpighiales, Euphorbiaceae. The record is from RefSeq and is a predicted model, not a curated record. Gene Ontology annotation, cellular component: cytosol; cytoplasm; membrane. Gene Ontology annotation, molecular function: ceramide 1-phosphate binding; ceramide 1-phosphate transfer activity. The transcript is spliced from 7 exons.
UCUCAUUUUUCAUAAAGGAUCGCUUUUCAUCAUCAUCAUCAUCAUCUUCUCUUCUAAUUCCACUUCUCAUUCUCUCAAACACAAGCACGACCUCAAUCUAACUUCGAUCUCUCUCGAUUUCAUUCAAUCAAUACGAUUAAAAAUUUAAAAAUGGCGAGCGAAGGAACAGUGUUCACACCAUCACUAGAAGCAAUGAAACAUGUGAAAUCUGAGCAAGGAGAAAUGCUCACCAAACCUUUCUUGGAAGUCUGCAAAUUGAUUUUGCCUGUAAUAGAUAAGUUUGGUGCUGCUAUGUCACUUGUAAAAUCUGAUAUCGGCGGUAACAUAUCGAGAUUGGAGAAUAAGUAUUUAAGUGAUCCAACUAAGUACACUCAGUUGUACUCUAUGGUUCAAGAGGAGAUUGUUGCUAAAACUGCUAAAGGUUCUUCUAGUUGUACUAAUGGUCUUCUUUGGCUAACCAGAGCAAUGGAGUUCCUUGUGGAACUGUUCCGCAAUCUACUUGCUCAUCAGGAUCAGACUAUGUCUCAAGCAUGUAUAGAUUCUUAUGGCAAGACACUGAAACGAUUUCAUGGCUGGCUUGCAAGUUCAAGUUUCACGAUUGCUAUGAAGCUUGCACCAGAUAGGAAGAAGUUCAUGGAAGUGAUAGCAGGCUCAGGUGAUAUUGAUGGUGACAUGGAAAAAUUUUGCUCAUCCUUUUCGCCAUUUCUUGACGAGAAUCACAAAUUCCUGGCUAGUGUUGGUAUGGAUGAACUGAAAGCUUCAUAAUAGAAGAGGGCGCUGCUUAUCCAUUACUCUUUUUGCUCUUAUUGCUUGGCUUAAAAACUUAUAAAAGAAUUUGUUAAAUUAAACAAUAUAUUUGAAAUUAUACAUCACACAUUAUUAACUGUUGAA